AUGUUAAGCAGAAAAAGUACAUCACCAUCCACAAAUCCAUUUCUUGACGAUGUGGAAAACGAGAAUUUGAAUAGAGGUAGUAGAAGUAGUUCUCAAAAUGGCUAUACUCCGCCACGAUACCCAAAAACAAGUCCAACGACCGCAGCAUAUCCCUCAGCAGAGGAAGAAAAACAGAUGCUAAGAGACAGAUAUAGGGAAACUGAAGAUAUGGAUAAUAGUGGUUAUGGUGACGCAGAUGCAGACGCGGAUGCAGACUUACCGCCAUCAUACGACGAAGUGGCAGGCCCUACGAAAUCAAAUGCUCCUUACCGAAGGGAGAAGGCAAGUGUCUCCUCAAAUGCAGCACAUACACCGUCAUCGCCAAAAGAUCCACUAAUCAAUAGCAAUAGAGAAUCAGAUCCCCGUCGUCGUUAUUCUCAUUAUCGUGGACCAGUCCCAUCUAGAGCGGGUGGCAGUGGGGGUAACAAUGAGCGUAGCGUACCAACAGCCCCAAUGGUAGCAGCACCAGAACCUCGUCGUCGUUAUGAUAGAGAUCAUACACCGGUACAGCCAAGAGAUCGUUAUAAGGAGCGUGAUUACAGUGACCGAGAACACCGAGAACACCGAGAACACAGAGAUAGAGAGAGAUCUCAUCACCACCCACAUCGUCAUCGCAGCCAUCGUCAUCGUGAUCAUGCACCUUCAUCGUCAAAAGACAAAAAAUCUUCAAAUGGAACCAAGCCACAACCGAAAAAUGUCGAUAAAAUCGAUAAAAUGGAUGUCACUGCACUUUUUGGUAGCUCUUUCCACCAUGAUGGUCCCUUCGAUGCGGUAACACCUCAUAGGAAUAAAAAUGCAAAGGCGCCACCGGUUCUUGCAUUCCCAGCUGAUGGGCCUAACAACAGUAUUGGUGGUGCUCCAACCAAGAAAAACGCUAUGAAUGAAGUCUUUGGCAGGAUGGAUCCUGAGGAUGAUGACGACAUUUAUCAAGCACGUCCAAAGAGUAGUCCAAGAACAACGGUCUUUGGUGUAUCUAGUGAUCCGUCAUCUGCUAACGGCAGUAGUACAACUUUGGAUGCUGUCAAACCUGGUGCUAAAGAUCUAACAGCUUUUGAUCCUCGUGGGAGGGUCCAAGCCGUUGAAGGGCCAACAACGGAUGGGUUAGGAUCUACUACAUUUUUAGAUGGCGCUCCUGCAUCUAAUAAGGCGAUCGGAGAAGACGUUAGGGCUCAUGCACGCCAAACUAGAUUAGGUGGUGUUCAGCGUAAACCAUCUUUAUCACAAAAGCUAACUAGUACGGUUAGAGGUGGUAGUAGUAGUGGUCCUAGUAGUAGUUACGGUAACGGUAGCGGUAGUGGUACUGUUUAUUCAAGGAAUCUAGCCCCAGAGAAGCCGCUAUCUUUGACUAGAUCUCAUAGUGGACAUUUAGAAAAUGGUGAUGACGAUGAAGAUGUUUAUUUGGGAUUGCCCUCAUCUGAGCUCUCUAGAAAGAAAUCAACAGGUACCAGAUUAAUGAGACGUGUGAGGAGUAUGAAAGUCGGUAGAAAAUAA
Molecule: messenger RNA, 1530 nt
Organism: Zygosaccharomyces rouxii
Lineage: Eukaryota; Fungi; Ascomycota; Saccharomycetes; Saccharomycetales; Saccharomycetaceae
Gene: PAL2
Product: Pal2p
Exons: 1
Coding region: 1-1530 (509 amino acids)
Cellular component (GO): cytoplasm
Source: RefSeq, a predicted model, not a curated record